CGCGGCUGCGCUGCGCGGAGCUGGAAAGAUGCGUCGGACGGGGCUAGCCCUGGGCUUCGGCGGGACGCUACCCUUCGUCUGGCCUCUGUGGGGUAGCUCACCCCCGCCGCGUGAGUGACCCGGAGGCCCGAAAGGGCUGUUCCCCCUUUAUUUGCAAUAACUUUUUCAAACCCGGUGGUUCUGCACGUCCCCGUGGGAAGCGGGAGGGCGCGGAGCUGCGCGCUCCGCCCCGCUUCGGUGCGCCCCGCUUCGGUGCACCCCGCUGUCUUCUUCGCCCCGCUGCCGUGAGGAGCCGCGCCAGGCACUGCCAGCAGCUGCGGCGGGGGGAGCCCGGGAGUGGGGAAGCCGCCGUGCACCCUGAAGAGAGAUUCUUCGGUAAUGAAGUUGGCUAAGUUCGGAGUCUCCAGGCUUUCUCUAGAAGGAGGAUCACCCUUUGCACGUAGAAUCACAGAAUCGCAGAAUGGCUUUAGCUGAAAGUGACCCUUAAGCCCAUCCAAUCGGCAGGGCCGCCACCCACCAGACGAGGCUGCCCGGAAACCCAUUCAGCCUGGCCCUGAGUGCCUCCAGGGAUGGGGCACCCACAGCUUCUCUAGGAUGCUGAGAGAGAAUGCGGGAGAAUUGGCUGCGGGAGGAAAGUGCUGGACAUGGCGUUCCCUUCCCAGGCUGCUCUUUUCUACUCUUGGGCAGCAGGUGGGGGACUGUCCCAAGGAACGCAGUCCCUUCAAUGACCGCCCGAUGUGCAGGAUCUGCCACGAGGGCAGCAGUCAGGAAGACCUGCUUUCUCCUUGCGAGUGUAUGGGGACGCUGGGGACCAUCCACCGCAGCUGUCUGGAGCACUGGUUGUCCUCGUCAAACACUAGAUUCUGCGAGCUCUGCCACUUCAGGUUUGCAGUGGAGCGCAAACCCAGGCCGCUGGUAGAGUGGCUGAGGAACCCAGGUCCCCAGCAUGAGAAGCGGACUCUCUUCGGAGACAUGGUGUGUUUCCUGUUCAUCACUCCACUGGCAACUGUCUCUGGCUGGCUGUGCCUGCGGGGAGCUGUGGACCACCUGCACUUCAGCAGUAGGCUUGAAGCUGUCGGCCUCAUUGCACUCACUGUUGCACUCUUCACCAUUUACCUCUUUUGGACCUUAGUAUCAUUUAGAUAUCACUGUAGAUUAUACAACGAAUGGCGUCGGACCAACCAGCGGGUGAUACUCCUUGCCCCCAAGUCUGCCAACAUUCCCUCCAACCAGCAGUCCCUGCUGGGCCUGCCAUCAGUCAAAAGGAACUCAAAGGAGACAAUCGUUUGAUUUGGGCCAUUCUGCUCUGAGGCUGUGCACUAAGGACAUUUGCCUCAAACUCACUAUGCUCAAACACCAUGCAGAACCCAGCAGUGUGCUAUCCUGAUGCAUAAACUCUUCAUGAAGUAGGAAAUUGCUAUCUGAAUUCAAAUGCUGGACGCUGCAGUCCUAUUUGCUAAGCUACCAAAUGCGUUUAUUUAGCAGAUACUGUGUGGAAGCUGGUGUUAAUACUUGCAUCAUCAAGUGAUGCAAACUUUUCUAUCAUUGUUUAAAAUAAACUGAAAAUUAACAAUGCAAAA
This is a messenger RNA of Tympanuchus pallidicinctus (lesser prairie-chicken), 1580 nucleotides long. RefSeq names its product membrane associated ring-CH-type finger 3 (gene MARCHF3). NCBI's taxonomy places the organism in Eukaryota, Metazoa, Chordata, Aves, Galliformes, Phasianidae. Gene Ontology annotation, biological process: protein ubiquitination. The coding region runs from base 595 to 1290 and encodes 231 amino acids. The record is from RefSeq and is a predicted model, not a curated record. Gene Ontology annotation, molecular function: ubiquitin-protein transferase activity; zinc ion binding. The transcript is spliced from 4 exons.